Messenger RNA from Amoebophrya sp. A25, 1928 nucleotides. The record is from the annotation of a GenBank genome assembly. Lineage: Eukaryota; Dinophyceae; Syndiniales; Amoebophryaceae.
GCCGUCGCUACGAAGAAGAAGGCGUCUCUAUUGGAAAGCAAAAAGAACAACUUCUUCUCCAAGAACAUUAAGUCGGGAGUCGCCGAUAAGAAUAGCUCUUCGUCAAAAUCUUCUUCUGUUGAAAUGACUUCUUCCUCGAUCACCAACAGCAAGAGUAAUCAGCACUUCAAGCUGAAGGGUGUCCACAAGAAGACGGGCGUGCCGUGCGCCUGCAUGCUCACCGGGAAACUCCCUGGUGACGACGAUGACUGCGACUGCGUUCUGGACACCUCCAAAUCGAGCUCUACGACGGAAACGGGAGAGAGCGACGAGGACGAUGAAGAGAGCAACGACGAUGAUGACGAUGAGGAGGAGGCGUCAGUCCACUCUACUUCGCCUGCAAAUAUGGUUAGUAAGAAAGCAGAAGUCGCUGUGAAGAACGUCAAGCAAACUCCCGGCAAAAACAAGAAGGUUCAUAUUUUUUUUAUACUCUUCUAUGUUCAUGAAUCAUGAGCAGUAUCGAACCAGAGUUCGUCUCGUCAAUACAAAUCAGCAAUUUUUUUAGAGUCAAGAAAGAAACAAGGUUACACGCGAGUACGUAUGCUUGCUACAAAUCAAUCAGGCGUCGACUGCCCCCGCCGCCGCUGUUAGCAUGGCAGUCCAGCCGCUGCUAAACGAUAAAGUCACCGCUCCGGCUGCCGAGGUGCCGCCGACCAUGGAAGCACCUGCUGCCGUUGCACCAGUGGCUUCGGCUGGUACUGGUAAGUGUGCGGAGAUUGCCGGUCGCAUCGAGCGCAUUCGCGCGGAAAUUUCCCUCUGGGGGGACCACACUACCUGGAACGACAAAAUCAACAGUGACAAACUCGUGGUUGCUAGCGAAACGACGGCGGGACUUGGUAGACGCCUUCAUUUCUGUGUGCAGGCACAACAGUCACCUUUUGAAACUUUUCCAUUACAGCGAUUUGAAUAAGUAUGCACCAUCUAAAUGUAAAUGCAACAACAUAGAUAUUACUUGCUUCUUCUCGUUCUCCCACGACUAUCUCCUCUUUCACUUCCCCACUGCACAACAUUCUUCUUCAGCCGACAUGCUUGCGGACAUCCGCUAUGAGUUGCAUCAGAUCACGGUGCCCGUGCUAGUCGAAGUGCUUGCGGAUAAGCUGGAGAUGCUGCAGAAGGAGCACACAGAAUGCGAGCACUCUGUUGGCAAGGAGUGGGAGAAGGUCCACGAAGGAGAAUCCACUACGAGUUAAGAAUGAAACAAUGGUGAACAUUCAUAUGCUUGUCUGAAUUUUUUCUCGAUGUUUGCUUGUUUGAUUAAGUCGUGGUUGAGUUCUAUUUUACUUCUAUCCCUCGUCCAUGAAGCAGGUACCAUGUAGUGUUGUUUUAGUCUGUACCUAUUGAAUCCACCCUUUAUUCUGUAAGUACAACGAGUUUGGGUAGAAGAUCUUCAACAUCACCCAGUCGUACCCGGCGGACUCUAAUAAGACGGCGACGGGGAGAGUGUGAACAUCAAGACGCUGCUGGUAAUCUUGGCAUCGGGGGCCGCCGUUGUUUUCCUUGUCUAUUGGUGCACCACGCGCAUGAACAGUCUUGCGUAAACUGGUUAUGGAAGUACAUAUAUUAUAAUAAGUACUAGAAGGAAGGGCAGUUCCGAUCUCAAUCAUGACGGAACUCAAGGAACUUCUUGAAACACAAUAUUCAAAUCGAAAUCAGUGAGUGUCUACUUCAUGGUACGUAUGGAACUGUAUAGAAACACUGCAUGGACAUCGAUUAAAAUAUGUUGCACAUCAUUCAUUGUUUUUUCCAAUACUUAGUAUUUGUUCUUAAUUUAUUUCGGGAAGCAGAUGUUAUCCUUAUGUUAGCGGGCUGAAGCGCAAGAUUGCACCUGCUAUGGUGUGAUAAAACACCAAGAUCAGAAAGUCUGAACUGCAUAUAUCCACUGCCUUCCC